AUUCUUUAGACUAUAAAUGGCACGGCAAAAAAUGUGCUAGAAACCGUGUGUGCCCCGGAAGUUGGAAAUUAAGUUCAUCUACAUCUUGACUUCUCAAGUCAACAACCGCACAUAUUUUAACCAGCAAGUUCGACACGCACAAUUACUAUAGCCACAAUAAUUAGCCCAAUGGUUUUCCUAUAUAGAAAUAAUAAGUUGAUUAAAAUUGUUGCGAGAAAGGAAAAAGAAAAAUCACGCCUACAAUAUCAAUGGGCUUAUUCCGAAAUCUCACCGGCAUCUUCACCAUCCUUUUAAUUUUGACUCUCUCUUUUGCCUCCUCCAAUGCAAUCCAAAUAAAGAUCCUCAACACCUGCUCCUACACGGGCUGGGCCGCCGCCAACCCCGGCGGGGGAAGGCAGUUAAACCAGGGCCAAACAUGGACUCUCACCAAUGUUAACGGUAGAGGCCGCAUUUGGGGCCGAGCCAACUGUGCUUUCGUCCGCGAUGGGCGCGGAAAAUGCGAGAGCGGUGACUGCGACGGGCGUCUCGAAUGCAGAUCUAAUGGCAGAGCCCCCAACACCAUCGCUGAGUAUGCGCUAGAUCAAUCAAACGACAAUGAUAUUGUCGGCGUCUCGGUAGUCGAGGGGUUCAACAUUCCUAUAGGAUUCAGUAAUUUAACUGGGUCCUGCACUAGUCAAGAGAGCAAAUGCACGGGGGACGUAAACGGAGCGUGUCCGACGGAGUUGAGAGAUCCCGGCGGGUGCAACAACCCCUGCACAGUGUUUAACAACAACCAGUUUUGCUGCACUUCGGGGAAUAUCUGUGAGGCGACAAGUUAUUCCAAAUUUUUCAAGGAUCUAUGUCCGUACGCGUCUACGUAUCCUUCCGAUGAUGAUGGAAAAAGUAUUUGCCCAACUGGGAUUGACUACAGUGUCGUUUUUUGCCCUUCAAGCUCAAGCGAAGACGUGGCCAGAAGUCCUCCCAGCAAUCCCAGCGGUGAUAGUGGCUUCCUUUUCAAAAUCCUUAAUAACUGCCGCUACACGGUGUGGGCCGCUGCAAUCCCCGGUGGUGGGAGGAAGCUUAAUCACGGCGAGAGGUGGAUCAUAGACGUGGCGCCAGGCACGACAUCGGCCCGCAUAUGGGCCCGAACCAACUGCAGCUUCGACGACAGCGGGAUAUUCAGAUGCCAGACGGGCGACUGCAGCGGGGUCCUGGAGUGCCAAGGCUACGGCCAGGCUCCCAACACCCUCGCGGAGUACACGCUGAACGGAUUCAGCAACUUGAACUUCUUCGACAUCUCGCUCGUCGACGGGUUCAAUGUUCCAAUGGAGUUCAGCCCCACCUCCAGUGAGUGCAGCCGUGGGAUCCGGUGCACCGCCGACAUCAACGGGCAGUGUCCGUCUCAGUUGAGGGCAUCCGAUGGGUGCAAUAACCCUUGUACGGUUUUUAAGACCGAUCAGUAUUGUUGCAAUUCCAGCAACUGUGGACCCACCAACUACUCUAGGUUUUUCAAGAAUAGAUGUCCUAAUGCUUAUAGUUAUCCGAAAGAUGAUCAAACUAACCUUUUUACAUGCUCUGGUUGGACUGACUAUAACGUUGUCUUCUGUCCUGAUUGAAGAGAUUAUAUAUAUAAAGGUCAUAUUAUUGUAGUAUGAUUAUUCAUUACUUCCCAUUCCAAACACGGCACGUUUGAAAAGUCCAAAAAAUGAUUCUGGGUGGUUUCCUCUAAGAUAUUUUGAUCAUUAUUUUGAUACUAUCUAUAUUAUAGAAC
Molecule: messenger RNA, 1750 nt
Organism: Morus notabilis
Lineage: Eukaryota; Viridiplantae; Streptophyta; Magnoliopsida; Rosales; Moraceae
Exons: 1
Coding region: 249-1595 (448 amino acids)
Biological process (GO): defense response
Cellular component (GO): extracellular region
Source: RefSeq, a predicted model, not a curated record